AUGGAGGUCCCAUGGGACACUGAACACGUGGUCUCGGCUGCCACAAGACGUCAGCGGCAGAUGGCAUGGGUACCCGCUGUUGGCAUGAGUGUCAUUCCUCAAAGAGAGAGGGAAGGGGAAGACAGAGGGAGAGAGAGAGAGAAGGAGCGAGAGAGGGAGGAAAAGGAAGAGCAGAGCACAGCAAGGCAGAGGAAAGAGGGUGCGCACGUUUCAGCUUUUUCCCUCUAAUUUGUGGUUUCGCAAGAGAAGAAGCUGCAGCGCAGAUUCACUGGAGAUAUUUGGGAUCAUGCGAAGUGCACGCUGACCAGAGGAAAUAUGUUGACACUGCCAUUCGAUGAACCUCAUAUGAUGUGUGAGCCGCGGCUUGGUGCCAAUUAUCCUCGUGAAAGCUUACCUGAGAGCCUGAAGCAGGAUCGACAGCGCAACCCAGACAGGUCCAACUCAGACAUGAGGGAGGCCGAGGACGACAUGUCCGACAGGGAGGAGGACGAGAGGGAGGACGACCAGGACGAGGACGGGCUUCCUAAAAAGCGAGGCCCACGGAAAAAGAAGCCCGGCAAGGAGCAGAUGGACAGGUCCAAACUACGGCGCCAGGAAGCCAACGCCCGAGAGCGCAGCAGGAUGCACGGCUUAAACGCCGCGCUGGAGAGCCUGCGCAAAGUUGUUCCGUGCUACUCCAAAACUCAAAAACUCUCCAAGAUUGAGACCCUCAGACUGGCUAAAAAUUACAUCUGGGCCCUGUCAGAGACUCUGAGCGCGGGGAAGAGACCGGACCUCCUCGCCUUCGUACAGACUUUGUGCAAAGGAUUAUCUCAGCCCACGACCAACUUGGUGGCCGGUUGUUUGCAGCUGAACGCGAGAAAUUUCCUCACAGACCACAACGGGGAGGUCAUGUUCUCUGGCAGAUCGCCCUACGAUACCAUGUACUCGUACCCCGGCUCAGACAUGAACACGCCCCCCGGCCACAGCGGCAGCAGCUUGGACAGCAGCGCCAAACCAUUCCGACACUACAGCUACAGCGGCGCAUACGAGCCCUACUACGAGAACCCGUCCCCAGAGGGCGGGAGCCCGCAUUUCGACGGCCAGCUGAGCCCCCCGAUGAACUUUAACGGGAUUUUCUCCCUAAAACACGACGACCCACCAGACUACGGCAAAAGCAGCCACUAUGGCAUGCGCUACUGCAGUGCGCCAGGGCGCACGGCUCUUGCGCACAACUCCAUGUACCGAGUCUCCCCAGAGGCCCGUUUCCCUUACGACCUGCACGUCCGCAGCCAGUCCUUCCAAGCACAAGGGGAAGUUAAUGGCUCUUUCCACAAUUAAUCAAUUAGCUGGACAAAGUUCAAGUUUCAGAAGCGAUGCAAUUUCCCCCGCAGAUGUCCAGAGUGGAACGAAAAGGACUCCAGACAUGCUGCGAAAAUGACCAUUUUAACAAGUCACUUUGUUUCAAAUGUUGAGUCUCAUUUUUCUUUGAAACGCGGUAAAAGCCUGAACAUUAGAUCUGAUGAUUUCACUUGUUCUCAAUUCUUGUUUCACUAAAUGUGUGUCGAUAUGAGGCAGAAAAAAAAAGACACAACAAGAAUCUCAUCUCAGUCUGAAGGCAGAUCUGUUUCGUUUAAAAGAAAAUUCAGAUUUAAUGGCUCAUUGCCACAGAUUUGAUUUCACUGGGAAAAAAAACCCACAACGACUCAGAUGUAGAAUAAUUUGUUAAAGAAGCAGGUUUUGAGCGAACUGUAUCCAGCCACAGUGCUUUAACAUAUUUAUAUUUGUUUGUUAAUGCAGAUGAUGGCAACGAUGUGGUUUAACUGAUAUAUUGGAGAAUUAAUUUUCAUUCAUUAAAUAGAUUUCCGUCCGUUAAAUAAAACAACCGGGGAAGAAGAGUCUGAAGAGGCUUCACUUCAUCUUUGAAGUUUGCUGAGACACGAUUGGACUUCAGAGAUUCAGUCUGUUAGCAAUAAAGGUCAAUUGAGCUAUGCAAGGCAGCCAAAUGCAAUCUUUGCUUAUGAAAAAUGAUAUAUGUCUAUUUCCUCUCACAGGGCGUUUCUCAUAAUCUAAUAUCUAAUUAAAAUGAUGACAAAUUACACAAAAUUAAUUAUAAGGAAGCAGCCAGUGUGGAGACGUGCAUGUGUUUAGGAGACCUGAUGAUGAUGUCACCUGAAUUGAUCCUGUUCAUACAGGAAAUGAUGGGGAGAAAAAAAAAAACCUUAAAAAAUUAAAUGCAUUUGUAUUUGGAGUAAAUAGUGUGGUAACGAGGUGAAUGUAAAAUUAUUAUUGUAUUUAUUUAUUUAAGCUUAUUUAUUAUAAGUCCGUCAAUUUGAAUGUGGAUAAUAUAUUAUAAAAAAGAUAUUGUAAAAUUCAACAGUGUUACCUUUUUAUGUGAAUUUCCAUACAUUUAAAGUUUGUUUAUGUUUCAUUGUUGUAUAUUUCACUACAGCUGAAAGUCGAGAACUGGAAAAAGGAGGAAAAAAAAUCUUUUUUGUGUGAGGUGAACAAAAUGUUUCCCAAACCAUAUGAAUCCGAUGAACAUGCCUUAUAAAAGAGAGAGAGACGAGGACCAUCAAUAUGCAACGAAAUGAAAGUUUUGGAUAGUUUGACGUGAACUUUUUACACUUCCUUGUUCCUGCUGAGGAGCAGCUGUGAUGCACUUCAUGUAUUUCUGCACAAUGUUGGUGACUGUCCGCCCAUAAAUCCUGUUGAUUUUGUAACUUUA
Messenger RNA from Seriola aureovittata, 2707 nucleotides. RefSeq names its product neurogenic differentiation factor 6-B-like. Lineage: Eukaryota; Metazoa; Chordata; Actinopteri; Carangiformes; Carangidae. The record is from RefSeq and is a predicted model, not a curated record. Gene Ontology annotation, molecular function: protein dimerization activity.